Molecule: messenger RNA, 3004 nt
Organism: Megalops cyprinoides (Indo-Pacific tarpon)
Lineage: Eukaryota; Metazoa; Chordata; Actinopteri; Elopiformes; Megalopidae
Product: short transient receptor potential channel 3
Exons: 13
Coding region: 183-2930 (915 amino acids)
Biological process (GO): manganese ion transport; regulation of cytosolic calcium ion concentration; calcium ion transmembrane transport
Cellular component (GO): cation channel complex; membrane
Molecular function (GO): inositol 1,4,5 trisphosphate binding; protein binding; store-operated calcium channel activity
Source: RefSeq, a predicted model, not a curated record
GCGCACAACGUCUCCUGCAGUUCACUCGUGCAAACUAUUGAGCAGUGAGCAGCACCCGUUUGAAGGGGUGAGACACGGUACCAGCGAGGAUAGCACCUCCAGUUACGUCCCGGAGCUUCGGAAGGCGUACACAAUUUAAGACGCCGUAAAGAGCUGGGAAAAAGGGAUAGCGAUUUGCCUGCAUGUCAGCGAAAGGCAGAAAGUAUCAGAAGCGCAUUUCUUCUUCUGAAGCGGAAAAUGAGCAGGGCUGGAAGGAGGAAAACGGCGGCGUGGACGCACAUAAUUUAAAAUCCGUAAAAACGGUCAGAGACUCGUCUGGAUACUAUCAGUACAAUAUGACGCCCGCGGACAACCCCACGCAGCGGCGGCUCACCAUGCUGCGGGAGAAGGGGCGGCGGCAGGCGGUGCGGGGCCCGGCCUUCAUGUUCAACAACCGGGGCGCCAGCCUGACGCCCGAGGAGGAGCGCUUCCUGGACGCGGCCGAGUACGGCAACAUCCCGGUGGUGCGCAAGAUGCUGGAGGAGUCGCGGACGCUCAACGUCAACUGCGUGGACUACAUGGGCCAGAACGCCCUGCAGCUGGCAGUGGGCAACGAGCACCUGGAGGUGACGGAGCUGCUCCUGAAGAGGGACAAUCUGGCGCGCAUCGGCGACGCCCUCCUGCUGGCCAUCAGCAAGGGCUACGUCAGGAUCGUGGAGGCCAUCCUCAACCACCCCUCCUUCGUCAGCAGCGAGAGGCUCACGCAGAGCCCCUGCGAGCUGCAGGACGACGACUUCUACUCCUACGACGAGGACGGCACCCGCUUCUCGCCCGACAUCACGCCCAUCAUCCUGGCCGCCCACUGCCAGAAGUACGAGGUGGUGCACAUGCUGCUGAUGAAGGGGGCGCGCAUCGAGCGGCCGCACGACUACUUCUGCAAGUGCGCCGAGUGCACCGAGAAGCAGCGCAAGGACUCCUUCAGCCACUCGCGCUCGCGCAUCAACGCCUACCGGGGGCUGGCCAGCCCCGCGUACCUCUCCCUCUCCAGCGAGGACCCCGUCCUCACCGCCCUCGAGCUCAGCAACGAGCUCGCCAAGCUGGCCAACAUCGAGAAGGAGUUCAAGGAUAAAAAGAGCCAUAAAAAAGAGGCGGUGCAGCUCAGUUGCUUCCCCCUGAAUGAUUAUCGCAAGCUGUCUAUGCAGUGUAAGGACUUCGUGGUGGGGGUGCUGGACCUGUGUCGUGACACUGAGGAGGUGGAGGCCAUCUUGAAUGGGGACGUAAGCGCUGAACUGGAGGAGGGACAGCACCUACGUUCCCUCCUGAGCCGUGUCAAGCUGGCCAUCAAGUAUGAGGUCAAGAAGUUCGUCGCCCAUCCCAACUGCCAGCAGCAGUUGCUGACAAUCUGGUACGAGAACCUCUCGGGGCUGAGGGAGCAGACCAUUGCUGUGAAAUGCCUGGUGGUGCUAGUGGUGGCCCUGGGGCUGCCCCUCCUGGCUGUGGGAUAUUGGUUUGCCCCAUGCAGCAGGCUGGGAAAGGUCCUGCGCAGCCCCUUCAUGAAGUUCGUUGCGCAUGCCGCCUCCUUCAUCAUCUUCCUCUGCCUGCUGGUGUUCAACGCCUCCGACCGCUUCGAGGGCAUCAGCACGCUGCCCAACGUCACCGUCACCGACUACCCCACGCAGAUCUUCCGGGUGAAGACCACGCGCUUCAGCUGGACCGAGAUGCUCAUCAUGGUCUGGGUCGCAGGGAUGAUGUGGUCAGAGUGCAAGGAGCUGUGGACGGAGGGUCCCAGGGAGUACAUCCUUCAGCUGUGGAACCUGCUGGACUUUGGCAUGCUCUCCAUAUUCAUCGCAGCCUUCACCGCCAGGUUCCUUGCCUUCCUCCAAGCCACCAAAGCCCAGCAAUACGUAGAUGAGAAGAUCCACGCCAGCGACCUCUCCAUGGUGACUCUCCCCCCGGAUAUUGAGUACUUCACCUACGCACGAGACAAGUGGCUGCCCUCUGACCCUCAGCUGAUCUCAGAGGGGCUAUACGCCAUCGCCGUGGUGCUAAGCUUCUCCCGAAUCGCCUACAUCCUGCCAGCCAACGAGAGCUUUGGCCCACUGCAGAUCUCCCUGGGCCGGACCGUCAAGGACAUCUUCAAGUUCAUGGUCCUGUUCAUCAUGGUGUUCCUGGCCUUCAUGAUAGGCAUGUUCAUACUCUACUCCUACUACCUGGGAGCCAAGGUCAACCCAGCUUUCACCACAGUUGAGGAGAGUUUCAAGACACUGUUCUGGUCCAUAUUUGGACUGUCGGAGGUGUCUUCGGUGGUGCUGAAGUAUGACCACAAGUUCAUCGAAAACAUCGGCUACGUGCUGUACGGAAUUUACAACGUCACUAUGGUGGUGGUGCUCCUCAACAUGCUCAUCGCCAUGAUCAACAGCUCAUAUCAAGAGAUUGAGGACGAUGCGGACGUGGAGUGGAAGUUUGCGAGGUCCAAGCUCUGGCUGUCCUAUUUCGACAACGGAAAGACGCUGCCCCCCCCUUUCAGCAUCGUCCCCAGCCCCAAGUCAUUCUUUCAGUGCAUUAAGAGGGUCGUCAACCUGCUCCGCUGCAAGCGCCGUAGGCUGAAGAAGGACAUUGAGCUAGGGAUGGACAACUCCAAAUCCAGGCUGAACCUCUUCACUCAGUCAAACCUGCGCAUCGCUGAGUCCCAUAGCUUCAACAGCAUACUCAACCAGCCCACACGCUAUCAGCAAAUAAUGAAGAGACUAAUCAAACGUUACGUGUUGAAAGCACAAGUUGACAAGGAAAAUGACGAAGUCAAUGAAGGUGAACUGAAAGAGAUCAAGCAGGACAUAUCCAGCCUACGCUACGAGCUCCUCGAGGACAAGUCCCAAGCCACAGAAGAGCUUUCUCUGCUGAUACAGAAACUCAGCGACAAGAUCAACGUCAACAUGGCGCGUUGUGAGUGAUGCUGUAGCCACAGCGGACAGACCUCAUCCAGCAGUACAGCAGGGAGAGGACCUAUGUCACCCAGCCCUGUCAG